Bubalus bubalis (water buffalo) is the source of this 4920-nucleotide messenger RNA. RefSeq names its product RNA binding motif protein 47 (gene RBM47). The transcript is spliced from 9 exons. Gene Ontology annotation, molecular function: mRNA binding. The record is from RefSeq and is a predicted model, not a curated record. Bases 557 to 2362 code for a protein of 601 amino acids. NCBI's taxonomy places the organism in Eukaryota, Metazoa, Chordata, Mammalia, Artiodactyla, Bovidae. Gene Ontology annotation, cellular component: nucleus.
CCGAAAUCACAACUCCGUUUUAGGUUCCUGGUGGUGCCUGCUUCCUCUUCUAGUUUGUUUAGUCACAGAAUUCGAUUCCUGUCGGCCGAUUACGCGCCUACAAACAGGCUUAGCGCUCUAUUGAAAUGCGUGAGGCUCCUUAACUCUUGUAUAAACAGAAACCAGCUGUAACUUUAGGUCAGAGCGUAUUAAAAUGAGCCACUUCUGAACCAGCAGCGCCCAGGCCCCAGGCCCUGCUGUGAAGGCCCCGGCAAAGGUCAGGGCUUGGUCCGCGUGACGCUCCUUCCCGUGCCCGUCCGAGCUGCUCUGCCUCAGAGUUCGGGUAACAGAGGCAUCAGGACACCUUGUGUCAGGCACCCUAGCAGUGAGCAGCCACUCCUGGGCGCACUGACGGGGUUUGGAUUUGUCUCACGGGGCACUCCAAAAACUGAACUGAGAAAUCCCAAGAAAGCUGCCUGAAUCUUCCUGUGUACAUCGUGUAGAGGAUCACACAAAUCAAACUGGUGGUUUUUGUUUACAUCUUUGAGGCCCAAGACGAGACGCUACUGCUGCUGCUAUGUCUCCACCGGCCGUGGAUGCCUUUGACAUUAUGACCGCAGAGGAUUCCACUGCAGCCAUGAGCAGCGACUCCGCCACCGGGUCCUCUGCCAAGGUGCCCGAGGGCGUGGCGGGCGCGCCCAAUGAGGCGGCGCUGCUGGCGCUGAUGGAGCGCACGGGCUACAGCAUGGUGCAGGAGAAUGGGCAGCGCAAGUACGGUGGCCCACCGCCCGGCUGGGAGGGCCCACACCCGCAGCGUGGCUGCGAGGUCUUCGUGGGCAAGAUCCCCCGCGAUGUGUACGAGGACGAGCUGGUGCCAGUGUUCGAGACGGUGGGCCGCAUCUACGAGCUGCGCCUCAUGAUGGACUUUGACGGCAAGAACCGCGGCUACGCCUUCGUCAUGUACUGCCACAAGAACGAGGCCAAGCGCGCUGUGCGCGAGCUCAACAACUACGAGAUCCGCCCCGGACGCCUGCUGGGCGUGUGCUGCAGCGUCGACAACUGCCGCCUCUUCAUCGGGGGCAUCCCCAAGAUGAAGAAGCGUGAGGAGAUCCUGGAGGAGAUCGCCAAGGUCACAGAGGGCGUGCUUGACGUGAUCGUCUACGCCAGCGCGGCAGACAAGAUGAAGAAUCGCGGCUUCGCCUUCGUGGAGUACGAGAGCCACCGCGCCGCCGCCAUGGCGCGCCGCAAGCUCAUGCCCGGCCGCAUCCAGCUGUGGGGCCACCAGAUCGCUGUGGACUGGGCCGAGCCUGAGAUCGACGUGGACGAGGAUGUGAUGGAGACCGUGAAGAUCCUCUACGUGCGGAACCUCAUGAUCGAGACCACCGAGGACACCAUCAAGAAGAGCUUCGGCCAGUUCAACCCGGGCUGCGUGGAGCGCGUCAAGAAGAUCCGCGACUACGCCUUCGUGCACUUCGCCAGCCGCGAGGACGCCGUGCACGCCAUGAACAACCUCAACGGCACCGAGCUGGAGGGCUCGUGCCUCGAGGUGACGCUGGCCAAGCCCGUGGACAAGGAGCAGUACUCCCGCUACCAGAAGGCAGCCAAGGGUGGCGGCGCAGCCGAGGCAGCCGUGGUGCAGCAGCCCAGCUACGUGUAUUCCUGUGACCCCUACACGCUAGCCUACUAUGGCUACCCCUACAACGCGCUCAUCGGGCCCAACAGGGACUACUUUGUGAAAGGCAGCAUAAGAGGCCGGGGUCGAGGUGCAGCUGGCAACAGAGCCCCGGGCCCCAGGGGUUCCUACCUUGGGGGAUAUUCUGCUGGCCGUGGUAUAUAUAGCCGAUAUCAUGAAGGAAAAGGAAAACAGCAAGAAAAAGGAUAUGAACUUGUACCGAAUUUGGAAAUCUCUGCCGUCAAUCCAGUUGCCAUUAAGCCUGGUACAGUGGCCAUCCCUACCAUCGGCGCCCAAUAUUCCAUGUUUCAGGCAGCUCCGGCCCCUAAAAUGAUUGAAGAUGGUAAGAUCCACACAAUGGAGCACAUGAUCAGCCCCAUCGCUGUGCAGCCCGACCCAGCCAGUGCUGCUGCGGCCGCCGCAGCCGCUGCGGCCGUCAUCCCUGCCGUGUCCACGCCGCCGCCUUUCCAGGGCCGCCCAAUAACUCCAGUGUACACGGUGGCUCCAAAUGUUCAGAGAAUUCCCACUGCCGGGAUCUACGGAGCCAGUUACGUGCCAUUUGCUGCUCCAGCCACAGCUACGAUCGCCACACUACAGAAGAAUGCAGCGGCCGCCGCUGCCGUGUACGGCGGAUACGCAGGCUACAUACCUCAGGCCUUCCCCGCCGCUGCUAUCCAGGUGCCCAUCCACGACGUGUACCAGACCUACUGAGACCCGCCGCCGCCACUGAAGGAACACUUUACUAUUUAUGAAGAAAGACCGUGUUCGGUUAGCACACACGAAACCUGAACGCGAAGAAUGUUAUCAAAUACCAUACUGGAAUAUUUUAUAUUACAUGAAGUUUUCACUAGUUUUUUAAGACUGUUUUCAAUUUAGCAGACCUGUGUUCAUACAUUUCUAAGAGACUUGCAAUGGUUUGUGCCUUAAACACCAUCUCUUAAAAAUUUGUAUGUGGUAGUACAUUUGUAUAGAGGUUUUUGUUUUUGUAUUUUUAAGGAUAUAUUUUCAGUUAUGAAGGUUAUUUUCUUAACUUCUGCACUCCAGAGAUUUCUAUUUUGUAGUACCUUCAAUAAUAUAUCAAGUAUAUAUUAAAAAAGCACACUUGAGCAGCUAGGGAACUAUUUUGAAAAAUAUAUUCAAUAUUUAAAGAUACAAACAAUAGUGCUUUAAAAAUACUACAGAAAACAUUAUUUUAAAAGUUAUACUGGAAAGUGCAAUUAUAAAAUGAGUGAAACCUCUAUUUCUGCUGGAAUUAAGGGUUGACGGGUGUUAACCAUGUGUUAUUCAUGAUGGUUCUGUUCUUUAAACGCUCGACCUCUCCUUAAGCCAAUAUUGAAAAGACUUGUCACACUUCUGAGUCCAAACACUGGAAGGCGCUGUCACCUGCUGCCCUCGUCCCGGGCCCCUACUCAUUGUCCAUGUGCCUUUGCUCUUAGAUGUGUCCCCUCCGCCGCCCACCGCUACCCUCCACUCACCCUCCACCCCCCCCCCCCACCUUCCCCAGACCCACCUUCAUAUUUGGCAAGUCAAGGACAAAUUAAUUACUCUGACAGAGAACAUUGAUGGCUUUUAUACUUCUUUUUGUUAGGGUUUUUUGUUUUGUAUGGGUUUUUGUUUAGGGAGGGUUGUGGUUUGGUUGGGGAGCUAUUUUCAAUAGCAGAGUAUGUGUAAGCACAAGAUUUUAAUAGUUUGCAUAAGGCAUCUUUGCAUAGCUAUUUAAUUGUCCAAUAUGAAACCUUCACUCCUUUCUUAAUGCUUUUAUUAUAUUUGUUUUGAAGUCUAAGUUUGUAGAGACAGAGAAUGUUAUUAUAGACAAGACCCCAAAGGCUCUUGUUAGCAGACGGUUAUGGUUCUAGUUGCCUUAUCAUGUUUCAUGCACAAUGUCUGUGGUUGUCAGGGGUGUUGGAAAUAUGUUUAUUGAACAGGGCCUCCCUCUGUUGUUGCUGUGCAUGUGGCAAGUGAACUGAAUUGGGGCGUGCACAGCCAGGAGGAGGAGGAGAGACCUGUAGGAGUAAAAGAUAGUUUGUAAAUAUCUCCUAAUGCUCAUUUUUAGUUGUUUUAUGUUGCAAAAAUUCAUGGUAUAUAGUUGAAUGCAAAACAAAACCAUUUUAUUUCAAUGUUAUUAAACAGUUUUGUUUUAUUAGGAAGUAAAUGUAUUGUUGCAGUGUUUUGUGCCUGUUUAAAGGCUUUUGUUUAGCAGAGUGAAUGUAAAAUACAGUAAAAUGUUAAGAUUGUCAUCUACGUUAUGAAAUACAUCAACUUGGAAUUUUUUUUUUUAAGGUUCUAACAAGGAAGUGAGGUGUGCAAUAGAUGGCAAGGACAUAGUUGUGUUUUUACGUCAUAUUAGAGAUUCCAUCAAAUGUUUCCACUCACUGAAUUUUGCUGAUGGCUGAAUUCUUAUUGUGGAUUAAUAAUAGGAUCAUGCCCUUAGCAGAUGUUUUAGUUCUGUUUUACAUUUUAAAUUAAGAGAUUCCCAGAUGCUCUCUUUUCCCUCAUCUUAGGGUGGGAUGAAUUUUUUAUAUAUAAGCAAUAUUUAUUUAACUAUUCUAUAAGAUUAUUGAGUGCCUGCAAAGGCCUUUAAACAUUCCUAGCCUUCCUUUCCAUCAUUGUUAAAUGACAGAAAGUAAUUGUGCAAUGUUUUCUGAUGAUGUACCCAGCGAGCUGCAUCCAAACCCAAAUCCGUUGUAAUGAGUAAUCCAACAAAAUGCAGUUUGCAUUCAGCCCCCAUCCCUUGACUUUGUAUGAAAGAAGUGCUCUCUUACUCUUCUUCCAGUGAAGGGUUAAUUAGCACAGAGGUUCACUGGAUGAGACUGACCCAGGGAUCUUACUGUAUUUUACAUGUGCCUGUAAGUUAUUUGCAAAAAUGGAAAAAAAAAAAAAAAAAGAAAACAAUGGUGUCUUAACAUGGCAACUACCAAACUACCUUAAAAUAAAUGUUGGUGACAUAGCCAGUUAAGUGUCAGUGAGCCUCCCACCUACCUAUGGUCUGCCUGUUCCUGUUGUUUCAAAACCAUUUCACAUAUAUACACUACUGAGGUAAGUUUGUAACUUGAAAUGUGAACUUUUUUUUAGGGUUAAGAACAAAGUAUAAAAAUGUUUAAAAAAAAAAAAGCUUUCGAGUUCUCUGUUUUCAAACGUGCUGGCAGUUUAGUUGUUAUCUUUAGUUGCUUUGUAUUUGAAAAGCUGUUAAGUUUAUUUAGAUCUUGCUUCAUUUACAGUACAUUCUUAGGAUGUAUGCAGUAAAUAAAACUUUCUUCAAGCAAUUUCAA